Molecule: messenger RNA, 1161 nt
Organism: Rodentolepis nana
Lineage: Eukaryota; Metazoa; Platyhelminthes; Cestoda; Cyclophyllidea; Hymenolepididae
Source: the annotation of a GenBank genome assembly
AAAGCUGUGUCUACCGUUCCACUUGGAACUUUUGUAGGUUAUACCGUGUAUGCGGAGAUCGUUGCUCGCCACUUAGACGGCUUUCUAGCCUCUGCGGAGAGCCUUCCGCUAGCAGAUGCACUGAUUCGUCAUCUUGCUUGUAUCACUUCGUGGAAUGGUACUGGUAGUUCCAGCCAUCCAACUGCAUCUACUUUGUCUACGAAUGAAGAGUUUGCGCUGUCGACUGAUGCCUUGAUCAAUUGUCUUCUUCCACGGUAUCCUGAUUUGGCUGAGAACUAUCUCUGGUUGAGGAUUUUUAAGGCCGGUGAUAAGGAGUCAUCUCAUCACACUCUUUUGGCGGAGUUACAAUUACAGCUUCUACUGCGAUAUGCCGAAUCAAAAAACGAGGAAAAGCUUACCUGGCAAAGACUCCGCUUUCGAUACACUCUUUCUCGCCUGGAAGAUUGCCAAACAGAAAAGCUUCUUGAAUCUCUAAAAUCAUCUUCCUCAAUUCACCUCUUCACAGAAGAAUAUGUCACGCUUUUAGGCAAAUUAAAGAAAUACGAUGAAGCACUGGAGGUUCUGGUCUUGAAACAAAAGGAUAUUGGAGCUGCUCUUAGGUUUUGUGCUUCGUGUACAAGCAUUGAGAUGCAUCAGAGACUGGUCGAAAAUAGCACUCUUUGGAAUCACCAGGAGAAUGGCGACCAAACGUCUAAACCUCUAAAUACGGAAAAUCCAAAACCGAAUGUCUACACGGUACUCCUAAAACUUCUACUUACAAGUAACGACCCUUCACUACUGGAGCAAUCAAAGAAAUUGUUGGAAAUGGAAAUCCCCUUUCUUGAUUUUGCAGAGGUUCUUAAAGUUUUUCCAGAUAACUGGCAAAUCGAUCCAGCAGUUUCCACCUUUCUUACCAAAGCAAUAAAGACAACCCUAACUCGAGAGUCUAAAUCUAAUAUAGAGUUCGGACUUGUUUCUGAAAUAGCAUCAGCGUCGAGAGCUGAAGCCGCUGCCUCCAUUGCACAUGGACUUCUAGUUACCGACGCAUCAAAAUGCCUCCAGUGCCACCUACCUCUCAAUGCCUAUGGUGAUGUACGACCGUUCGGUUGCAUACUUAGCCAUGAAUACUCUCCGCCCAGCGUUAUGCACUUACAUUGUCUGCAGGCGAGCGGUAUCCUGUGA